Molecule: messenger RNA, 2877 nt
Organism: Saprolegnia parasitica CBS 223.65
Lineage: Eukaryota; Oomycota; Saprolegniomycetes; Saprolegniales; Saprolegniaceae
Exons: 17
Coding region: 4-2877 (957 amino acids)
Biological process (GO): actin filament organization; vesicle transport along actin filament
Cellular component (GO): vesicle; cytoplasm; actin cytoskeleton
Molecular function (GO): actin filament binding; ATP binding; microfilament motor activity
Source: RefSeq, a predicted model, not a curated record
CCCAUGCGCGUGUGGGUCAAGAACCCGGAGGUUGGUUGCCGUCUGUACGUGCCGGCGACGCUGGACGGCGACGUCGUUCGUACUGACAUGCGCCCGUCCGUGGCUCUCCCGCUAUCCACAACGGCGACAUGGCCGCUCGACGGCGCCGAGGCCGACGUCCCCGAGGACCUCACGAGCUUGGCGCACGCUCACGAGCCCGCAGUGCUCGAUGCAUUACAGCGGCGCUUCGAAAUGGGCGAACACGUGACGUUCGCGGGUCAUUCGGUGCUUGUGGCGCUGCGCCCAGCGAAGCCAAUGGCGCAGCCACCGCGGGCUCUGCUUGCGCUUGUAGACGCUGCGCUACAGCAGCUGCGCACGCCGUUCGGGCGGAAGCACCAAACGAUCCUCAUCUCGGGCGACAGCGGCGCCGGCAAGUCGUCCGUCGCGCGCACCGUCCUUGCCCACCUUGGCGAGACCGUCGCGUCGCAGCGAGAACGCGUGUUGCCGCUCACCGCGUCCAUCGUCAUCCUCGACGCGUUCGGCUCCGCUCGCACGACCGGAAAUGCGACGGCGUCCCGCUUUGGCAAGUCGACCAAAGUGCUCUUUGACGACGACGGCUGCCUCGUCGGGUGUGCGACCGAGUGCUACCUCGUUGACGCCACGCGCAUCACGGCGUGCCCGGAGAGCGAGGGCACGUUCGAUAUCUUACACCAGCUCGUGCACGACCUCUCGCCGACGGAGAAGAUAGCGCUGCACUUGCUACACCCGACGUAUGCGUUCGUUCCAACGGGCGCGCCGCAUGGCCGACUCCAAGACACGAGAGCGGCGCUCGAGGCCUGCGGCAUCGCUUGCGUCGAAGGUAUCCUGCGUGUCCUCGCGGCCAUCUUGCUGCUCGGCAACCUCGCGCUGGAUGGCGACGCGGCGGACGUGGCGGCAAUCGAGAUGCUCUUGGAGCUGCCAAAAGGAUCUCUCGCGGGCGAGCUCUGUCUGCAUCCGUCGCAGGAGCCGCCGCUUGUCGUUGCAGCCCACGCCCUUGCCCAAGGCUUGUACAAGCACCUUGUCUUGAGUCUCGCGCGUCGCUUGAACCAGAAUCUUGGCCCGCCCAGUGCGACGUCGAGCACCAAGUCGAUUGAAGUGUGCGACCUCUUCGGUCUGGAUUUGGCGCCGUCAACGUCCCAUGGACUCGUCCAGCUCUGCCGACACUAUGCCAGCGAGAAGCUGCACCAGUUCUUCGUCCAAUUUACGUUCAAGCUCGAGCAGCGCAUUUACGCCGCCGAGAAGAUCGCGGCGCCGUCGCUCGUCUUCCACGACAACCAAAGCGUCCUCGACCUGCUCGACAAGCAGCCGCAGUGUCUUUUGAGCAUCCUCGAACACACGUCCGCGCAGCGCCACGGCGCCGACUCGGCUGCCUUCAUCACGAAACUGGAGGCCGUCUUUGGCGACCACGCUAAGUUCGCCCGCGUCGGCAGCGCACCCGACCACUUCAUCGUGCGGCACACGGGCGGCGACGUCGUGUACGACGCGAGGUCGUUCGUGCGCGACAACAAGAGCGACGUGCCCAAGAACCUCGUCCCCAUCGUCCAGGCGUGCAUCGCUGCGGCGCUCAGCAGCCCCCUGAGCCUGCGCCGGCGCCGGUCUCUCCGGAAUCUCGUGACGCUGGCCAGCAAAUUUAGCGCCGACAUUGAGCGGCUCUGUAUUUCGCUGUGCCGCACGGAGCCCCACUUCAUCAAGUGCCUUCAGCCGUCGCGGACGCCUGGUACGUUUGAUGCGGCGGUCGUGGCCGAUCAGCUUGAGCGCCUCGGCAUUCUGGACGUCGUGCGACUUCGUCAGACCGGCUACUGCUACCGCACGACGUUUCCCGAGUUUUUAAGCCAAUUUGCGUGUCUGGAACGCUUCCUCAAGCCUUUGGCGGUGCCACCGACGGACCUGCGGCAUCGCUGCGAAGGGCUUCUCGACCGCCUCUGGCAACACGCAGAGAUGGCGACUCUGCCGCGCUCCGAGACAGUGCAACUCGGUGACCGGUUCCUCUUUUUGCGCAAGGCUGGGGUCGACGCGAUCGAGUCGAUGCAAGCGACGUUGCAGGCCGUCGUCGAUCACGACGCGACGCUGCUGCAGAAACGCUGGCGCGGCCACUUCGUCCGAGUGCGCUUCCGCGUGCUGCGUGCGGCCGUCAUGACGAUUGCGACGACGUGGCGAGCAUACAAGCGCCGCACCCGUCGCCCGAUACAGUCGCGCUACGAGGCGUGGAAGGCCCGGCGCACACCGCGCAAGUCGGUACGCCGCAACUCCAAGCAGUCGAUCGUCGAUGACGCGACGCACCUGCCGUUGCCCGAGUCCCCCGUCGAUGCGGCGCCUGUGAUGCCUCUGCCUCCGACAAUGACCCUGCCCGUGGCCGAGCCCCGAGCCAGCACGCCACCACCAACCAUUGCGCUGCCAACGCCGUCGAGCCCGUCGACGGAGCCACCUCAGUCGAUGGAGCCUGCGGUUGUCGUCGCCGCGGUAUCGCCAAGUGCGCAGCGACCGCGGUCGUCCUCCCUUCCGCCACUGCUCCUACUCGUGCUCGCUCUCCGGGUGCAAGCACUCUACCGGGGCUUUCGGGUGCGCCAGGACAUGGCCAUGGUGAUGCACAUUCUGAGUAUCAAGCGGCGCAUCCGCGUGACACUCGCGGCCGCGCAAAAGCUGCAGUCGUGGACGCGCAUGCUCCACGCGACGUCGUUCUUCCAACGCGCCCGCCGCGCAGCGACUACCCUCCAGCGUUGGAGCCGACGGGUGGCACAACGCAGAGCAGCAAUCACGACACUGGCCAUGCGCCUCAAGAUUCAAGCAGCUGCCCGCGGCUUCCUCGUUCGCAAUGAGGUGCGACGACGCGUCCAUGCCUCGACUUGCACAUGCACGUAG